Messenger RNA from Diversispora eburnea, 335 nucleotides. The record is from the annotation of a GenBank genome assembly. NCBI's taxonomy places the organism in Eukaryota, Fungi, Glomeromycota, Glomeromycetes, Diversisporales, Diversisporaceae.
GAAGAAAGGCAAGAAAGAGGCAAGAGAGGGAGGCAGGACGGAAGGAAGAAAUCGAUCAAGUAACAGCAGUCAGCAAACAGGAGAAGGAGAAAAAAAAGAAAGAUGACCAAGACAAAAGGAAGAGAAAUAAAGCAGAGAAAGCUAGCAAAGCAAAGAGCACAAUAGAUGAAAUAACAACAGACGAAAGAAAAAUUAAACAAGAUAAGAAGAGGAGAGAAGAGGAGGCAAGCACGAAAGAAAAAGCGAUAAGAAGAAGAGAUCGACAAACGAGAAAAAGAGACAAGGCAAAAUACAAGGAAAAGAUGAACAGAGAAAGCACAAAGGCAAAAUUAUGA